AUGUGUGUCGCGUCGUUGCGGCCGUGCCUGCUUGAGACUAUGCUAGCCCAGACCAUCAGUCAUCACGGCAGGCACUUACGGUAUUAAGAAGAGAUGAUGCGAGGCUCGUAUCGCCGGACAAGGAGUUAAGUGGAAAACUGAGGAAAGUUCAGAGCGUUUCCCUUAGACUGCCUUUCUGCUGUUGCAAUGAGCAUUUUGGAAGCUGGGGAUAAUUCAAAUUGGGCUAAGCAGACAAAUUCUCUGCAAGUUCAAUUGGCAACGUCGUCGAACAGAGGCCGAAAGAUUCCACAAGGCGGCCACGUUGAGGGCAUGGAGAACAAACGAUUCAAGGGAACCGUUCGGGAGACCCUUCUUCCCAGUGUUUCCUCCUCUAUCUAUGACAGCCUCGCUGAAAGUAACCAUGCCCCCCCUGAAGAACCUCGUUCUGAAAGGAGCCGUUCUGUUCAUGGAUGCACUGUAUCUUUCCACAAUAUCAGCUACACGGUCAAGACCAAAGAAGAUGGCAAGAGAAUAAACAAAAUCAUUCUCAAUAAUGUCAGUGGUAUAUUUGGACCAGGAAUGAAUGCUAUUCUUGGGCCAACAGGCAGCGGGAAAACAUCACUCCUGGACACCCUGGCAGCAAGGAAAGACCCGAAGGGCUUGACAGGAACUGUGCUUAUUGAUGGGAAAUCUCAGCCUAAAAACUUCAAACUAGUCUCUGGCUAUGUUGUUCAGGACGAUGUUGUCAUGGGAACUCUAACCAUCCGAGAAAAUCUGGCAUUUUCGGCAAAUCUGCGCCUGUCCAAAGAAGUGUCUUGGGAAGAACGGAAGCAACGGGUGCAAGAUGUUAUCAACGAACUUGGCCUUAAUCUGUGCUCAGAGACAAAGGUUGGGACUGAGUUCAUCCGGGGGGUCUCUGGUGGGGAGAGGAAGCGGACCAACGUUGGUAUGGAGCUGAUCACAAAACCAUCAGUGCUGUUCUUGGAUGAACCAACCACUGGCUUGGAUGCAAGCACAGCUAAUGCUGUCACUUUGCUCCUCUCCAAAUUGUCCAAGCGAGGGCGUACCAUCAUCUUCUCCAUCCAUCAGCCUCGGUACUCCAUCUACAAGCUGUUUGACAGAAUGCAUCUCCUGUCACUAGGCAACACAGUGUACCACGGCAUGGCCAAUCAGGCCCUAGAGUACUUUUCACAAAAUGGGUACAUCUGCGAGGAACACAAUAACCCUCCUGAUUUCUUCCUGGAUAUCAUCAAUGGAGAUUCUAUGGCCAUCACCACAGUAAUGGAGGACAGUGGAACAGGCAUUGAAGACAGCCAAGAUUCUAUUGUCAAUGUGGACUCACGGUCCGACUUACUGAGUGACAAGCUUGCCAGCCUGUUCAAGAACUCAGCCCUCCACAGCAGUCUGCAGGAGAAAGCUAGUCAGAUCUACAAGGAGUACAUGAGCACAGAGGAGGUUGAUAUGAGAAUCAUUAAGUACCCAACCUCCUUCUUGACACAGCUGUACUUCGUGUCCAAGCGGACAGUUUUGAACCUUCUGAGGAAUCCCAUGCAAACAUACAUACAGUUCAUCUUCAUGAUUAUAUUUGGCCUUGUGGUUGGGGGUUUGUACUUCCAGCUUGAUCUCUCCACCUCAGGUCUUCAGAACAGAGUUGGUGCUUUCUUCUUUCUCAUCAUGAACAUGGUCUUCAGCAACCUCAGUGCCGUGGAGCUUUUCAUCAAAGAGAGGGUUAUCUUUAUUCACGAGUCUGCCAGUGGAUUCUACAGGUGUUCUGCUUACUUCUUUGCCAAAGUCUUCUGUGAUCUUCUCCCAAUGAGAAUCAUUCCAACAUGCAUAUUCUGUGCAAUCACAUACUGGAUGAUUGGUAAGUGACAGCAAUACAGGUAUAUGUUGAGUUAGAUGCAUGUCUACUAGGCCCACUAGCCACUUAAUUUGGGUGUAAUGUGUCUUUAAUCGCAAGCUCACAUUUAACUUAGAAUAUCAGUUACACUGGAGCUGAAAGUAUGUAAUGAAAUCUAGGAUGGAGGCUAAAAAAGGUUGAUUGAUCUGUUAAUCGGUGGUGCAAACAGCAUUUUAUAGGAACCUGAAAUGUGCCCACCUUACACCUGUCCCAUUGCAUUGUGACAUAUGGACCACAAGAAAUAGUCCGAGUGUUAAAGACACACUCAUUAUUUCUGGAAGUGUCAUUACAACCAGGAAUUGAUUGAAAGUAUUGUGCAACAUUUCAUUUGGCAUAAACAUCAAGGCCAUAUGCUAAAGAGUAAAAGAAAGCUACUGUAUGGCCCUUCUGUGGUCUGGCCCAAUCUUUGAAAAUGAAGGCCUGGUGAUAACUUGUAAAUCACAUUGAAGUGGGAUAAUUUAGCCAUGUUAGGGUGAAGCACAUGCAACAUAUCAAACCAAAUUGCCAUUAGGUUGAAAAUUCACUGACAUCAUGUUUUCUCUUAUACUGUAUAUGGUUUACUGUAUAUGGUUCAUGUUGACAAAAAUCAAACUUCACAGUUGAGUGCUUUACAGGUUGUCAAAAAUUUUCCCAAAGUUCUCACCUGCAGUUAUUAUUAGUAUUAUUUAUUUCUGAUAAUGACACCAAGGAUUCUUCAAAAGCUCCCUAGGCACACUGUACUGGUAGCUUUUAAGCCUGAAGAAAUGUGUCGAGAGGAUACAAUGAGAAGCAGUUACAGUUUUAGAGGUGGGAAGACACCCCAGAGGAGUAUUCUGGGUAAAACCCGUAGAAUCAGGUGGGGAGUGAAAAUCCAAUCCACAUGUAGACCGAGCCGGGAUUCAAACCCAGACCGCAUAGAUGGAAGGGAAGGAAAGAACGACUAUAUCAACCUGACUCCCCAAGUCUCAAUAAGAAGUCACAUGAAUUGUAUAUUGUAAACAUUCCUGGGUUAAAGUUAACCACCUGCCGCCGGGGAGCCCGGUUUCGGGCACAUAUUCUUUAUAUGUAUAGCCGGGGUCUCCAAAAUCAAACUAAGGGAACUCGGCCUUGUAACAAAACCAUACUCGUAACAAAAGACCAGGCUGCUGGGAAUUACAGUGAACUCCGACUAAGUCGCCAUUGCGUAACUCGUUAUAUCAUCCAAGUCAGCCAUUUGACAAAGUCUUGAUCGCCUGUGAUGCAUUUCCAUUGAAAAUUUCAUUUCUAAGUCGGCAUUUAUAAGUCGUCAUUUUGUAUAAGUCGGCACGUUUGCUUUGUUUAAGUCGGCAUUAGAAAAAAAUGGUGCUUUGGUAUUGGUUUCCUUCACCACGGUUGCCAAAGAGUGUCAAGGGCGAGUCCCAUGCGUGCGCGGCCAGCAUGAAUACAUCAAUACCAGUAACCCCUCUAGUGCUACAUGCAUGAGCUCUGUCCAUUUUGAGGGUCGCUUUAUUAAAUGUAAUCUGUUUCCCUGCCCAAAUAUUCCCAGACAACCCUUGAUAAUGAUUCGUUGGGUAGUCAGAAUCAUUGGGUCUGGUAUCCAGACUAUAUUGAGUGAACUUAACCAAUGCAUGAGUGUGAUUGAGAGUGUGUUUUCUGUAUACAGUAACUGUAUCACAUACAUGUACGUACUGCACUGUAGAAUCGUAAUGUGAUAUGCAAGUGGCUUGCCAUCUUUGCUUCGUCAUUAGGGGCACAUAAUUAAAUAUCAAAUUUGCAGCCCGUUAGGACAAAGAACAAAUUUGCUGGGAUCGACCAUGGAGCCAGGGUAGACCAGGGUAAAUCAAAGCCAUUGAAUUAGUGCAAGGAAUUAUAAUGUACAUACUGUAGGCAAUACAUGUGUACGUGUAAGUUGGCAAAAUGAUGACUUACACGUACAACACAAGUUGGCAUUUGUGUAAGUCGUCAUAAUUCUUGAGUUCCGAGAACGCUGGCUUAGUUGGAGUUUGCUGUACCGACAUUUUUUCACUGUCAGAAGUGGAGAAAAUUCAGCAUUUUUUUGAAACA
This is a messenger RNA of Acanthaster planci (crown-of-thorns starfish), 3901 nucleotides long. Its product is annotated as broad substrate specificity ATP-binding cassette transporter ABCG2-like. Gene Ontology annotation, cellular component: membrane. Gene Ontology annotation, molecular function: ATP binding; ATP hydrolysis activity; ABC-type transporter activity. The record is from RefSeq and is a predicted model, not a curated record. Lineage: Eukaryota; Metazoa; Echinodermata; Asteroidea; Valvatida; Acanthasteridae.